CACAAUCCACCAGUCUUUCAUCAUUCGCUCAAGAAACACUUACAACCCACCACUCCUAUCACAAUAUGCAGUUCCUCACUCUCAUUGCUCUUCUGCCGCUCGCUCUGGCCGUCCCGGCUCCGCAGGCCAACACCCCAUGCGUCUGCGAACCUAAGGUCUGCCUCCUGAUCUGGCCCGACUCCUGCUACUGUGCCAACCAAAACAAACUCGACUGCUACAACAAAUGCGGCGGCGAAUACCCUACUCUCCAGGACUGCACCGUCGAUCCUGUUAUUCCAUCUUCUGGGGCUACUUCCGCUGUCGAAAACAGCGUGCCGGAACCUGCUACGGCUGCCGCGGCUCCCGCAUCUUAGGUCCGGUAUCUAGAGGCUGGAGAAAGAGAAAGAGGUAUUUAGUUUUGGUGUUGGUUACUGCGGAGGUUGUGAGGAGGUAAUUUGAGUAGCGG
Aplosporella prunicola CBS 121167 is the source of this 445-nucleotide messenger RNA. RefSeq lists its product as uncharacterized. The transcript has 2 exons. The coding region runs from base 66 to 353 and encodes 95 amino acids. The record is from RefSeq and is a predicted model, not a curated record. Lineage: Eukaryota; Fungi; Ascomycota; Dothideomycetes; Botryosphaeriales; Aplosporellaceae.